Molecule: messenger RNA, 1462 nt
Organism: Pyrenophora tritici-repentis Pt-1C-BFP
Lineage: Eukaryota; Fungi; Ascomycota; Dothideomycetes; Pleosporales; Pleosporaceae
Product: MOSC domain containing protein
Molecular function (GO): molybdenum ion binding; catalytic activity; pyridoxal phosphate binding
Source: RefSeq, a predicted model, not a curated record
GAACACGCGACAAUUUCUCUCUCUCGCAGGACGUCUUUGCCUCAUCAACAUGGCGGACAACGCUUUCGAGCACAUGUACAUUACAGCUGCGAGGCUACUUUCGGAUGCAGGCAUUGACAUCGCACCUCAGACCCUCCUCAUUACGGCAUUGGCAGCCAUCUCCCCGUUCAUAAUAUUGAUUGUCAUCGCUGUCGCGCAAUCUCCAAAGGCACUACCUCCUCCAGCUGGAUGUCGGAAACUUGGGCUCCAAGGAACUACUUAUUUUGAGGACCAGUACUCGAAGAAGUAUGCCAAAGGCGGCGACCCCACUCCGGCUAAGCCAUGGACCGUGAAAGCGCUUUUUGUGUACCCUUUGAAGUCCGCUGCUCCAAUCGAGCUGGAUAAGAGCAAAAUUCUUCUUACAGGCCUAAAGUACGACCGUCAGUUCACUCUAGCACAGCAAGUCACGAGCCUGCCAUCAAUGGACGGAAAAGUCACAAGCGAAUGGCAUUUCAUGACCCAACGAAAGUUCCCCCGUCUUGCUAAAGUUGAGACCGAGAUUUGGGUACCAGAUCCAUCGGCCAGAGAUUACAAAGAAGAUGGAGAGUGGGUGAAAAGUGAUGGUUGUUUGGUCAUUCGAUUCCCCUUCUCUCCUGACACCGACUUUUCCAUGGAAGGCCUUUUGAACUACGGCAAGAUUCUAGCAGCAAGGCUUAGCCGAAAGCCAGAACCGAUGCUUGAGUUUAUGGUACCUUUCAACCCGCCACAGGAGAGAAUCAAAAGCAAGGGAUACAGGAGCGAGGUUCUGCGUAUCUGGAAGGACAACCCAGUUGCGCUGAAUAUGAGCUCUGAAAUUGAUCGUGAGGUUUUUGAGAAGUUGAGAUAUACUCUUGGAGCCGCGAAUCCGAUUGCUCUGUUCAGAAUUGAUACCAAUGCGUACCGGGAAGUUCAUAAGUGCGCCCCGAAGAAGUAUGAAGUGGGUUUUCAGACCGUCAUUGGAAUGCAGGAUUCAUACCCUAUUCACAUCAUCAAUAUGGCCUCUAUCCACGACGUAGCGUCCAAACUUCCCACUGGCAAACCGGAACCCGAACACAUCUGGCAGCGCCGACACACGCUCCUCGAUGCUCUACGCUUCCGCGCAAAUAUCUAUAUAACUGGACCUCCUGCCUUUGCCGAAGACGACUGGAAGAAGGCAAAGCUGACCUCGUCCGAUUCCUCGUCGCUAAAGCUCCACAUUUCGUGUCGUUCGACGCGCUGCAAAUUGCCCAACGUUGAUCCUAAGACUGCUGUAGCCGAUCGAAAUGAGCCCCUGACUACUUUGAGAAACUACAGGGUUAUUGAUGCAGGAAGUAAGAAUGCGUGUCUGGGUAUGCAGGUUACGCCUUUAGAGGAGGGGUCUGUUGCUGUGGGGGAUCAGAUUGAAGUGCUAGAGACUGGAGAGCAUCUCUUUAUCGGGGGAGAGGGGCCGAAAGUUGACGGCUAA